AAGAAGGGCGGUGGAAUUCCCUGGUUGCUUUCAGCGCAUUACGCAUAAAAAAAAACUCUUUACGCACGUAUACCCAGAAGAAAACCUCCAUUUGUACACGUGAACUUUUAAAAGUACUUCAAAUGGCAGCGAGUGUAGGAUUGUCCAUGAUGAAUCCGCCGCACGCCACCGAGGAGCGGGCCGUGUUCACGCAGCUGAAGCCGGUGAGGAUGUCGGGAGCGGACGGCGCAGAGGACGCGUCCGUGUUCGAGGACGUCAAACCCGGGAUUCGACUGGAGCUGGACAAAUACCUGCCUGAGGUCCACGUUCCUCUCAUGAACCCCUCGACUCUCUGCGUUGACAAGAAGUACAGACGAGACAGCGCCUCGGUGGUGGACGAGUUCUUCUCCGAGGAGAAGCCCAGCCCCUACAGCCUCAACAUCAACCUCGUCCUCCCCAGCACCACCCACCUCCGCACGGGCCUCUACAGGCCCAACACCAAGACCCUCACGCCCCAGCAGAUCAAGAUCGAACCGGGCCUGGAGGUCCCCUGCUCCAUCUCCUCCGGCACCACCCAGGCCCUGCCAGACUUCACCUCCGUCUUCAGCGUGCCGCCUGUGGUCAACAACGUUUUCAUCAAACCCGACAUGAGCUCUGGAGGCGUCAGUGGAUCUCAGCAGCAGUCGAGUUUGGACACAGAGCUUCACAUCGGCCCCCCGGCGCCCCAGUCGCAGGUUUACCACAUGCCCAUCACCAGCUGCUCCGACCUCACGCUGUCGCACUCGUCCCCGGCGUCGCACGGCUCCGCAGGCAGCAGGACGAUGAUGAGCCUCGGAGGCGUCGGGCUGCCGACGUCCAACGGCCACUACAUGAUGCAGGAGCAGCAGCUCCAGCAGCACGGCUACUACCACGUCAAUCCCAGCGCCUCCCAGCACACAGCGCCCCACAGCCUGCCGCCCUCACCCCCCAACUCCCAGCCCGGGAGCCCCGACCACGCGGAGCUGCUCAGCUUUGCGUCUCCGCCGCCCUACCAGCAGCGUCACGGGGGGAUGAAGGUGACCGGGAUGUCCCCCCACGCUCUGCUGAUGACACAUGGCCAGGGCGUCCUGACGGGCCCCAAAUACAACAGGCGGAACAACCCGGAGCUGGAGAAGAGGAGGAUCCACUUCUGUGACUACCAAGGCUGCAGCAAAGUUUACACAAAGAGUUCUCAUCUGAAGGCACAUCAGAGGACACACACAGGCGAGAAGCCGUACCGCUGCACAUGGGAAAGCUGCGACUGGCGCUUCGCCCGAUCGGACGAGCUCACCCGACACUACCGGAAACACACCGGGGCCAAACCCUUCAAGUGCAUCGCCUGCAGCCGCUGCUUCUCCCGCUCCGACCACCUGGCCCUGCACAUGAAGCGCCACCAGAACUAGCACGGGCAUCGAACCUGUACAUACAGAACACAGACAGUGCAGUAUCCGGACGUGACCGCCACUCCAACGUCACGUUGUUAAUAUGAACAGAAACAAAAUCCUCCCUGUGUGCCGGUGUUGGUCCUGGAGCUCGAUGCUAACACAGGUUGAGUGACUGCAGUUUGUUCUGCAUCCAGCCACCAGAGGGCGAUCAAGGCGCUUUGGGGAAGCCGUUUCGUACAUCUUUAUAAAAAAGCUUUUAACUUGUACUUUGAAUUUUAAUUUGGUCCAUGUCACAUCCACUAACAUGGAGGAGGGAGAGUUUUUGAUAUAUAUUACAAUCAGCCACCAGGGGGCGAUCAUGAGGAUUGGAUUCACUUUUGGUGUACCAGAAAAAGAGGGAAAUAAGCCAAUCAGCAGUCCUUCUCCAAACUUCUCCAGGUUUUAAGUUUUCCCCUCUGAGAUAAAGCCGAUCACCUGCCGUCAGUCACCAUCACGUCAAACCAGAGGAUCCACCGGGCGCUCGGGGGGGUUCUGUUAUCAAACACAACACGUGUGUUAAUGUAAAAACAUGCAAAACUUGAUACAAACACACACACAAUCACACACACUCCAGCUCUUCACAUCCCGGGACAAACCUUUAAACAACAACAACAACAACAACAACAAAAUGAACUUUUCCAACAACUGUGCUGCCAACAUCCCCCCCCCCCCCCCCGCCCCCGACACCAUCUUUAAUCAUGGUACGAACUGUCAAGGAGAGGUGGAAACACUUGUGUAAAUAUGUGUUGAUACGUGUGCAUGUGUGUGUGUGUGUCUGUGAGAAUACGACGAAUGUACUGAGAUUCAUACUUGACAUCUUUCUUCUUCUUCUUUUUUUACACUGAACGUUAAUUUGAGUAACGUUGAAAACGAUCCCACGUCAAUAAAACAGUAAACAAACAAUCAAACAGAGAAACUCUCCACGGAAAAGUUAAUGAUCGCCUCGCCAUGCCUGUUCCGGCACAAGUCCAACCUGCCGAGCUCAGAGCUCGCAGCGAUCUGACAAUGUUUGUAUCCCUGACUUCACCCGUUGCUCCGGGGACCGAUCUGCCGUGAUGACGGUUUGAUUCCCUUCAGCGGCGUCUUGAUCCGUCUCCUGUGUUUGUUUGGCUCAAGAGAUGAGGGCGCCGGGCGGAUGCAGGUCUUACGUCAACAACCCUGAUUGUUCCGAUGGAGUCAGUCCUGUUAACUGCAGGUUACAGUUCCUCUUUGUUGCAUCGCGAUAAUUCUAAGUUGCGGCGUCUUUCAUUGUUUCAGGGGUUUUAAAAAAUUCUUCUCACCCACACAUGUUUGUGCCGCGGCGUAGCUGCUGCCAAGAACAAAGAUUUACAAGACGGAGACAAAAGAAAAGUUCCCUAGAGCAAAUGAAGGGUUUGAGCCUGUGAACUGGAACAAAUGGUCGUUAUCUGGGAAACGUGACAAGAGGAGUGGAUUUAAAACUGGAUCCACUUGACACCUUUUCCCUUUCGGAGAAAAUGACACCUCAGGAAUGCGGUGAUACUCUUUGUUCUGCCGGUGACGGCUCAGGAAGCAUUCUGUUCCUCCUCUAGUUGUCUUGUUCUGUUCAGCACAGUCGAGCUGUUUGGAAACAGGGUUCCAUCGUAAAGCUUCCCGGGUAAAAAGAAGAAAAUACUUCAAUAUUUACUCCUCUGGCUCGUUCGCUGUCACAAUAAUUACAUUUUUUUUUUAACUUGAAGUCGAUAAUGUCCCAAAAAGUAAAGACUCGUUCUCUCAACCGAUCAGAAACACUGGAUACGUUCAAAUCCAAACCACAACCUGAAGUGAAUCUGUGAUGUCGGAGUCUCAGUCUCUUUUCUUGCACUUAAAAGAAUAAGUAAGAAUAUUAAUUAAACUGUAAAAUAUACAAAAGAAGCAUCAUGUUCAGGAACAAAACUGUUUUGUAAAAGUAAGAGCUCAUUGUCAUGAAGUCCCUCAAGGCUCCUUUGUGUUUAUACACUUUCUCUGCCUGUAGGUGGCGACAAUUGGCGAAAAUCGGGACUGAAAUUCUUAAAUUUAAGACUUUGACGUUACCGGACGAACUCUUUUCAGGGGCUUUGUGUCUUUUAGAGUUUUACGUGCAGGAUUGUUUCUUUAACGAUAACAGGAGGAUGACGUGUGAUCAUUUAAAACACUUGUAACAACGUAUUUAAAGCCAGUUUUUAGCUAAUUUGAUUGGAUCAACCCACUUUGUACCUCGAAGCGGUGAUUGACCCAUGUCCGUCCAAUGUGUGUUAAUUUAGGAGAAAACAAAUCUUGAUAUUUCAACUGUAUUGUCGUUUAUUCUUUCUUCCAAAGGAAACAAGUUCUUCUGCCGUCCUCCAGGAGGCAGCACUGACCACCCACUGUGUACAUAACUGUAGUUUAACAGAAAAGAUUGUAAAUAUUUGUUUGGUUUUAUUUCCUAUUAUAAUAUUAAUAUUUUUUCUUUUCUUUAUUUUUUAUCUAAUGGGACUUUAGAUCGGUUUUUAUGUGAAUGUUUGUUUAAUUUUGUUUUGGUUUUGAUACAUCUUGUGUAAGAGAAUUUAUCAGUUUAUGUAAAAUUAAUAAGAACAACAAGAAU
Molecule: messenger RNA, 3981 nt
Organism: Platichthys flesus (European flounder)
Lineage: Eukaryota; Metazoa; Chordata; Actinopteri; Pleuronectiformes; Pleuronectidae
Gene: klf5l
Product: Kruppel like factor 5 like
Exons: 4
Coding region: 123-1400 (425 amino acids)
Biological process (GO): regulation of transcription by RNA polymerase II
Molecular function (GO): DNA-binding transcription factor activity, RNA polymerase II-specific; RNA polymerase II cis-regulatory region sequence-specific DNA binding
Source: RefSeq, a predicted model, not a curated record